Molecule: messenger RNA, 5471 nt
Organism: Engraulis encrasicolus (European anchovy)
Lineage: Eukaryota; Metazoa; Chordata; Actinopteri; Clupeiformes; Engraulidae
Gene: slc25a12
Product: solute carrier family 25 member 12
Exons: 17
Coding region: 970-2934 (654 amino acids)
Biological process (GO): malate-aspartate shuttle; L-glutamate transmembrane transport; aspartate transmembrane transport
Molecular function (GO): L-glutamate transmembrane transporter activity; calcium ion binding; L-aspartate transmembrane transporter activity
Source: RefSeq, a predicted model, not a curated record
UCGUCAUCCUAUAAUAGAAUGCAGAUAAAGGCAGGGAAGGAAGACCAUUUCAAAACAAAUAACUUGAUCUACAACUUACAGCGUUAUCAGACCAACAGACACGCUCUUUUCACUGCCUCUCGGUUGUAAUUCAGCCAAAGCGCACUAAACCCUUUCACGCAUAACUGGAUUACUCUUGAGUCUACAAACAGCCUUUAGUGAGGUAAACUGGGGAGAGCCAAUUACGGUGAGCAGAGCAGCAGUCCAGUGAGUCCAUCAACUUGCAGCAGCAUCAUUCUAAACUAAAUCUAAGUAAGUGAAUGCUCUUUGUGAACAUCUGGAAUAAAAGCAGGUUAUGUUUCCAAACAAUAUCAUAAGGUCGAUCGUUGCUGUAGAAUAGUCCUAAGAUUAUUGCCAUUUGCCAGAGGCAGUGGAGCGCUGGAGUCCAGUCCAGAAUGAGCGCUGCGUUGAUAAUCCUGGCCAGUGGCCACGAAACAGGUCCAGUUUCAUUUCCCGGAAGAUGCAAGAAUGUGCUUCCUUGCAUCACCCGCCAAGAGACGCCCAUUUCAUCCCUUUGCUUUGCCGGGCUGUCAUAUCUGGUCCUGUUCAGCAAUGCAUGAAAACAGUUUAAACUGUACACUCAUUACCACCAUUUUACAUAACAGCGUCAUCUCGCUCACGCUGCAGCGGUCGCCUGGAAUCACGCGACGACCACGGCAACGCCAGCGCCUGCGCCAGUGUCCGUGACGUCAGAAGAAGCAUGGCGGUCAAGGUGACUUCGGGAAUACUACACUUUCUAGAAACUGGUUAUAUUGCUGCUUACUUGUGUUUCUUUUUAAGGUAGCGGGUGAGAGGGAAGAUGAUAGGGUUGGCGGGUUUUACUGAAUAGGGUUUGGAAAGGUGCAGUCAACCAAACGGGCCGACCCGAACGAAUUGAAGGUCAUCUUUCAAAAGCAUGCCAGCGUUUUGGACAAGGAGGGCGAGCGGUUUAUGACCCCCGCUGACUUUGUGCAGAAGUACCUCGGCCUUCACACACAGCUCCACCACAACCCCAAGACUGUCCAGCUCAUAGCCGGUGUUGCUGACACUACCAAAGACGGGCUUAUUUCUUUUCAGGAGUUCUUGGCCUUCGAGUCUGUGCUGUGUGUACCAGACGCCCUGUUCAUAGUGGCCUUUCAGCUCUUUGAUAAGACUGGCACUGGAGACAUUUCCUUUGAGAAUGUGCGCGACAUCUUCAGCCAGACCACGGUGCAUCACCACAUUCCCUUCAACUGGGACGGCGAGUUCAUCCACCUGCACUUCGGACAUGACCUCAAGAAACGCCUCAACUACCUGGAGUUCACCCAGUUCCUGCAGGAGCUGCAGCUGGAGCAUGCCCGGCAGGCGUUUGCCCUUAAGGACAAGGGCAAGACGGGCGUCAUCUCCGCCAUGGACUUCAGCGACAUCAUGGUCACCAUCAGGCACCACGUGCUCACGCCCUUCGUGGAGGAGAACCUGGUCUCGGCUGCAGGGGGCGGCACCUCCCACGUGGUCAGCUUCUCUUACUUCAACGCCUUCAACUCUCUGCUCAACAACAUGGAGCUCAUCCGCAAGAUCUACAGCACUGCUGCAGGCUCACGCAAGGACACGCUGAUCACCAAAGAGGAGUUUAUCCACGCGGCUAAUAAGUUCGGCCAGAUCACUCCCAUGGAGAUCGACAUCCUCUACCAGCUGUCUGGCCUUCACUCCCAGACCGGGCGACUGAACCAUGCAGACAUUGAGAGGAUAGCACCAUUAGAGGAGGGCGCUCUGCCUUAUCACCUGGCUGAAGUCCAGAGACAGCAGUCAGCUGGUGAAGGCACGCGGCCAGUGUGGCUACAGGCUGCUGAGUCGGCCUACCGCUUCACCCUGGGCUCCAUCGCUGGAGCUACUGGUGCAACGGCGGUGUACCCCAUUGACCUGGUGAAGACGCGUAUGCAGAACCAGCGCUCCACGGGCUCCUUUGUAGGAGAGCUGAUGUACAAGAACAGCUUCGACUGCGCCAAGAAGGUCCUGCGCUACGAAGGAGCCUUUGGCUUCUACCGAGGCCUGGUGCCUCAGCUGCUCGGCGUGGCUCCAGAGAAGGCCAUCAAGCUGACGGUGAACGACUUUGUGCGCGACAAGUUCACAGAUAAGGACGGCUCCAUCCCUCUCUUCGCAGAGAUCAUGGCCGGAGGCUGUGCCGGUGGAUCUCAGGUGAUUUUCACCAACCCGCUGGAGAUCGUCAAGAUCCGGCUGCAGGUUGCCGGGGAGAUCACCACGGGGCCUCGUGUGAGCGCGCUCAGUGUGGUCAAGGACCUCGGAUUCCUUGGCCUCUACAAGGGUGCGAAGGCUUGCUUCCUGCGAGACAUCCCGUUCUCUGCCAUCUACUUCCCGGUGUACGCCCACAUGAAGGCGCAGUUUGCAGACGAGCAGGGCAGGCUGGGACCCCUACAGCUGCUCACCGCCGGAGCCAUCGCUGGUAUCCCUGCGGCCUCGCUGGUCACGCCUGCUGAUGUCAUCAAGACGCGACUGCAGGUGGCUGCACGUGCAGGCCAGACAACGUAUAAUGGCGUGAUUGACUGCUUCCGCAAGAUCAUGCAGGAGGAAGGCUUCAGAGCACUGUGGAAGGGAGCAACCGCUCGAGUGUUCCGCUCAUCCCCUCAGUUUGGCGUAACCUUGGUGACCUAUGAGUUGCUGCAGAGGUGGCUCUACGUCGACUUUGGCGGACAGCGGCCAGCUGGUUCGGAUCCCACUCCCAAGUCCCGGAUCUCUGAGCUGCCUCCAGUGAGCGCGGAGCACAUCGGUGGCUACCGUCUGGCCGCCGCCACAUUCGCCGGCGUGGAGAACAAGUUCGGGCUCCACUUGCCCAAGUUCAAGUCCUCGGGGACGGCCACCCUCUACCAGCCGCCCUCUCCUCCGGCUGAUGCUGAAGCCCCUGCCCCUGCCUCCUCUUAAGAGACUAGCCUCCCCACCAUCCCUGCCUCCUCAUAGAGACUAGCUGCCUCCCAUCCCAUCCCCAGCAAAUGCACUUCUAUUCUUUACCAUACAAUAACUUAACAUGACCAUGCCAGACCACCCCCACCGCUCCCUCUUACACUUUCAAUCCAUACCACCCUAUCCAACCUUCUAAAAACACACACUUCCAUUCCAUAUCAGACCCCCCCCCUCUAAAUCACUCUUUCAUUCCAUAACAUACCAUACUCACCCCAUCCAACCUUCUAAAAACACACUUCCAUUCCAUACCAGACCACCCCCUUCCCUCCCUCUAAAUCACACUUCCAUUCCACACCGUACUGUACUUAAAAAAACAAACUUUCAUACCAUUCCCCCUCACACACCUACCCUCUAUAAACACACACUUCCAUACCAUACCACACCAUACCAUUCCUUACCAUACCCCCCACCCCUAUCCUAAGAACACACACUUCCAUACCACACCACACCUUACCAUACCAUUCCUUACCAUAACCACCCUUGCCUCUAAAUACACCUAUUUCCAUAACAGACCCGCAACCCUAGCCUAAAAAACAACACUUCCAUACCAUACCAUACCAUACCACACCAUUCCCACUCUAAAAAAAACCCACUUCCCAAACAUAACAACAUACCCACUCUCUGGUGCCGGCUAGUUUUCCCUUUGGCUGCAUGCUCUCUGUUUCACUGCCCUGUGCCAUUUCACUCCAUCUAUUGCUAUUCUAUUUUGUUAUCCAUCCUUCACCUCUCUUCGAUUUCUCAUCAUGAUCCAUCCAUCCUUAAUUGUUUUCCCCACCCACCUCCUUUCCACUUCCUCCCUUCCUGGAUCCGCUCCCCUGAAGGGUACCAACCAGACUUGUACGAAAUUCCGAAUUGAAAUUCACAGCAAUUAAUUGAAAUUCACAGUAAUGCCAUAAUAUGAACACUAGGUGGUGGUGUUCUAUGUACUCUUAAUGGGUGGUGUAGAUUGAAUUCAAAGAAAUUCAAGGUAAUGACAAAAUGGGAACACUAGAUGGUGCUGUAUAUUUAUCAGUAUUUGUCUAUUCUCGGCACCUGUUGGGCUGCUUCCACCACCACCCAGUGUUCGUAUUAUGGCAUUACUUUGAAUUUCAAUUCAGAAUUUCGUACAAGCCUGGUACCAACCCAGUCUGUAGUCCAAAUCUGCUGCCGACUCACUUGGCGGUUCAACACUUGUCACUCAGACAGACAUCAGCCUACUAACUGUUACUUAGUUUCUAACAGGCCUCUUUUGAACGAUUUUCUUUCUUUUCUCCUCCUCAUGAAUUUAGUGAAAAAUUAUGGUUUUCUGGUUUGUGGCUACUGCAGCAGUGUUUGAGUGGUGCACUUUUUUGUUUUAUCCUCUGGGUUUCUUUUUUUCCCCUUCUUUUGUUUUCCAUUUGUUUUGUUUUUGCAUAGUUGCACACUUUCAUUUUCCUGUACAUAGUGUACAUCUGUACAGAGACGCAGAGGAGAGAGGAGGGAAAAGAAAAACCAAGGGCAGUGGCGUAGUCACGGAAACGACAUUUGUGACCUUUACACUCAGAGGAGAGACGUGUGCUGUGCGUCUUUCUCUCUCUCUGGCUGUGUCUCUCUCCAUCCUCCUCACAAGCACGUCUCUAAAGAAGUAAGAUAAACAAAGAAAAAAAAGCGAUUCCUCCAAAUGACGCACACACUGUUUUCCAGACGUGUUUUAUCGAUCAAUGAGAAGAAAAAAAUGACAAUGUAAUAACAACUAGGACAUAAUAUAAAUGUAUUUCAUUCUUGUAUUUUAUUGAAAUAAAUCAUUGUGGUUAAAUUUAAAGAAGUUUGGGUACAGGUGGAGGGUUUGUUCCAGAAUGAUACAAAAAUUCUUUCACAGAGAGAGUUAAGUGGGAAUGACGACAAUACAAACAAAAUUACAGGUACAAAAGAUUUCCUGGAAUACUGGACUUGGUCACUUCAUAUCCAAUUUUUAAAUGCACAAUUCAUAAACCAAAUGUGCAUCAUUUCUGUCUCUGUGUGUGUGUGCUUGCACGCACAUAUGUCUGGAAUGUGUUGUGUGGAAUGUAUGCAUUUAGUGUUUUAAAAGUGUGUGUGUGCGCGUGUAUCUGUGUGUGCGUGUGUGUGUGCGCGCAUCUGUAUGGGAGUUUUGUUUUUUUGAAAUAACCAAACCCAUCUUAAAGAACCACUUUCGUGUACGGUAGUCUUUCCAACAGAGGGAAGACUAUAUUUCAUGGAUUAAAAUGAAACAGACUUUUAGCACAAGGUUUUUUGCUUUGGUUUGAAAGGAGGAAAUAAGAAAAAAAAGCACUGCAACUGUUACCAAGUAUACUGUAUAUGACUAUGAACCAAGCCAGGAGGAGUCAGGUCGGAGAUCUUGUAGCCCACACUACUGGUCUGUAGUCGUCUUUAGUCCAAGUCCUGGUGCUUGUGGAUAGGAACAAUCGAGCACUUUUUUUGACGGAGAAAACAUGCCGCAAAAAAAAAUUUGAAAUGUAUGAUUAUGUAUGUUAUCAAAAUAAAAACAGAUUCUAAAUGUG